AUGACGACUGAAUGCACUGAGAGACCAAUCUCUCGUCCCGCUCGUCUCGUCGAUUUUUACUCCUUUCCAUCAUCGGGAACAGAAUUGAACGGCGAGAAAGUGGAAUGCAUCUUCUUCCCGAGGUUUAACGACCGAGAGGAAACGUUUUCGCUGGACGUUUUGGCUUUUACACACACCAAGGAAGGAGACGAAAAAGAUGAUUUAAACGACGAUUUAGAUGAUGAUGAUGCGUAUCGGACUUUUAAUCGCUUGGGUGUCGCGGUCUUUCGAACGAGUGGGUUCGUUUCGAGACCGAAAGUCGUCGUGUAUGACAACUGGUACCAGAGAGCGAAGGAAGCGUUGACGCCGACGACUGCGACGACUUUGAUCGGACGAAGAGCAAAAAGGUACCAGUUUUCCAUCGAAGAGAAAACGAAGAAGAACACAGACGAUGAUACAGCGGAGGAGGAGGUGUUUGAACUCGUCUGGCGGUUCAGCGAAAACGACGACGAGAACGCAAACGAGGAGAGCAGAGAGGAGGAUACGAAGAAGAAGCGAAAGGAGAUGGUGAUGAUGCGAGGGUCUUGCAAGAUGAAGCGCGUCGUCGCCGCCGCCGCCAGGGCAGCGGAGGGUGUCGAGACGGGAUCUGCAAAGGAAACGGCGACGACGGUUCUUUUGGAGUUGUUGCGUCACGCCUCGUUGAAGUAUAUUCGCGAAAAGGAAGGAAACGUGGAUUUAAAGCGCGCGAACGAGUGUUUGAGGAAAGAUCAAGAGAUCGCGGUGAAGAAAGAAUUGGAGAAGGCGAGAGAUAUCGAGCAGUUUAAGCGAAAAUGUUUUGAGGAGUGUUUGGUCCUCGUAAACGAGAAGAAGAAACGGAUUCGGGAGUUGGAGGAGAUUCUAGAAACGGCGAGGAAAGAAAACGACGCGUUGAGUAAAAAAAUUGGGAAGGGGAAAGGAGGGAAGAAGAGAGGGAGGUCGUCGUCGUCCGAGGAGUCGUCGUCGUCCGAAGCCUCUUCGUCGAGCGAAGAGGUGAGCGACGAAGACGAGGAGGAAGAAGCGAACACGGACGACGAAGAUAAGGCCACGCAAAUUCGCAAACGCAUGCGACAGACUGCCAUGGUAGAUACCAUCAAAACCACGAGUGAUGGAAGAAAGAAACCGUCUGCAAAGCCAACAACGACGAAGACAACAAAAGCAACAAAAGCAACCGCCUCGCAAAAAUCAAAACCAGCCGCUCGGCGCGUGAACACGUUCGACGCUCUCAUGCAAGCCAAUUUAGGACGAGAUUCCGACGCGAAUUCCCAAUCCUCCUCUUUUUAG
Messenger RNA from Bathycoccus prasinos, 1299 nucleotides. RefSeq lists its product with no specific name. The transcript has a single exon. The record is from RefSeq and is a predicted model, not a curated record. Gene Ontology annotation, biological process: DNA recombination; double-strand break repair. Gene Ontology annotation, cellular component: nucleus. The coding region runs from base 1 to 1299 and encodes 432 amino acids. NCBI's taxonomy places the organism in Eukaryota, Viridiplantae, Chlorophyta, Mamiellophyceae, Mamiellales, Bathycoccaceae. Gene Ontology annotation, molecular function: DNA binding.